Molecule: messenger RNA, 1658 nt
Organism: Xyrauchen texanus (razorback sucker)
Lineage: Eukaryota; Metazoa; Chordata; Actinopteri; Cypriniformes; Catostomidae
Product: trifunctional enzyme subunit beta, mitochondrial-like
Exons: 16
Coding region: 114-1529 (471 amino acids)
Biological process (GO): fatty acid beta-oxidation
Molecular function (GO): acyltransferase activity, transferring groups other than amino-acyl groups
Source: RefSeq, a predicted model, not a curated record
CUAGGAAUCAGCGGGGUCCUUAGGCUCGUGCACUGCUGUAGUCAUUGGGCAGAGACGCGACACAUCAAACAUCAAACUCUCUUCACCUUCACGACAAUAACAGGAAGUUAAAGAUGGCAUAUAUGUUGAGGAAUUCUCUGAGGAGCGGUCCGGUGGCAUCUGCGCGAGCCGUCCUGUUCGCUUCACGGUCUCUCAGCACAUCUGCCCAUCUGCAAGCUCAAGCAAAAAGCAAGAAGACUCUAGCCAGACCAGGAGUGAAGAACAUUGUUUUGGUUGAUGGUGUCCGAACCCCCUUCCUCCUGUCCGGCACUACAUAUGCUGAUCUGAUGCCUCAUGAUCUGGCCAGAGCUGCAUUACAGGGUCUGCUGAACAAAACUGGUGUAUCGCAAGACGUUGUUGAUUAUAUCGUCUAUGGAACGGUCAUUCAGGAAGUGAAGACCAGUAAUGUGGCCAGAGAGGCGGCACUUGGUGCUGGAUUCUCUGAUAAGAUUCCUGCUCACACAGUGACUAUGGCGUGUAUUUCCUCCAACCAAGCCAUGACUACAGCUGUUGGUUUGAUUGCUGCUGGUCAGUGCGAUGUCGUGGUUGCUGGUGGAGUCGAGUUUAUGUCUGACGUUCCGAUUCGCCACAGCCGCAAGAUGAGGAAGACGAUGCUGUCACUCAACAAGGCGAAGACCCUCGGCGCCCGACUCUCUCUGCUGGGCUCCAUCCGCCUCGCUCACCUCGCACCUGAGCUGCCGGCUGUAGCUGAAUUCUCCACCGCGGAGACGAUGGGUCACUCGGCAGACCGUCUGGCCGCUGCGUUUGGUGUCACACGCUUGGAGCAGGAUGAGUUUGCGCUGCGAUCUCACACUCUCGCCAAGAAAGCGCAAGAUAACAUGCUGCUCAGUGACAUCAUCAACGUCAAAGUGCCAGGGAAAGAUAUUGUGUCCAAAGACAAUGGGAUCCGUCCUUCCUCCAUGGAACAGCUGAGCAGACUGAAACCUGCCUUCAUCAAACCUCACGGCACUGUGACGGCUGCAAAUUCCUCCUUCUUGACUGAUGGUGCAUCUGCAGUCUUGAUCAUGUCAGAAGAGAAAGCUCUUGCUUUGGGUUACAAGCCCAAAGCAUAUCUCAGAGAUUUUGUGUACGUGUCUCAAGACCCAAAAGACCAGCUGCUUCUCGGACCGACUUAUGGCACUCCAAAGGUCUUGGAGAAGAGUGGUCUAACCAUGAACGACAUCGAUGUGUUUGAGUUUCAUGAAGCUUUUGCUGGUCAGAUCAUGGCAAACCUGAAGGCAAUGGACUCGGACUGGUUUGCUCAAACGUACAUGGGCAAAAAAGCUAAGGUGGGUGCCCCUCCGAUGGAGAAGUUUAACACAUGGGGCGGUUCUCUCUCCAUUGGGCAUCCGUUUGGUGCCACAGGGUGUAGACUGGUGACCACCGUAGCCCACCGAUUGCAGAAGGAAGGGGGGCAGUAUGGCCUGGUGGCAGCAUGUGCUGCUGGAGGACAGGGUCAUGCUAUGGUGAUCGAAGCUUAUCCUCAGUAAUCUCUGUAGUUACAAGUAUCGUGUACAAUAAUGCACUGCAAACACACACACACACACACACACACACACACACACACACACACACACACACACACACACACACAAAUCAAUUCUGUAAAUACUAAUGUG